GCACUACGAUGCUCCCAUCCGGACUCUGGUUGACAUUUACGGCCCGGACAUGGAUCAGAAUGAGCGCGUGGCAGCGCAGCCGAACGGAAUGCGCGUGGCCGGCUCUGUACGAGACCCAAUUGCGAUGAUCGUCUCGGCAUAUUGCUACCAUCAUCGUGGGGAGGAGUUGGGCUACGUGACCUUGUGGCCUCCCGGGUUGAUUAUGACCAUGGGCCCAGAAGAUCCUUGGGCUGCACUGACCGUACUCUUUAGCGAACCCAGCAGUCCUUCUGGUUGCAUUGGCCAAGCGUGUUCUAUGCCGGACAGAUUUGCCCCCUCAAUCGCCAUGAAGGCAAUCAGCUCACUCGUAUAUUCUUGA
This is a messenger RNA of Symbiodinium pilosum, 358 nucleotides long. Lineage: Eukaryota; Dinophyceae; Suessiales; Symbiodiniaceae. The record is from the annotation of a GenBank genome assembly.